Rhagoletis zephyria (snowberry fruit fly) is the source of this 1814-nucleotide messenger RNA. It is a transcript of the gene Sqor, whose product is annotated as Sulfide quinone oxidoreductase. NCBI's taxonomy places the organism in Eukaryota, Metazoa, Arthropoda, Insecta, Diptera, Tephritidae. Gene Ontology annotation, cellular component: mitochondrion. The record is from RefSeq and is a predicted model, not a curated record. Gene Ontology annotation, molecular function: sulfide:quinone oxidoreductase activity; FAD binding.
AAUAUUGCAAUAACAAAACUUUCAAGAGUAGGUAGUAAUGCGUAUGAUACAGUCGAGAAAGGCAGAAAGAAACGUGUGCCUCUAAAAACCGGUGAUAAGCAACGAGAAUUCCAUUGUAGAGUGCAAGAAUAUCAAUUUUAUAAAUAAAUAACUAUAAUAACAAUAUUUAUAAUCAACAAAGCUGUGCGUGUGUGUAUUUGUUAAAUUGCUUAAAUUGCUUAAAUAUGAUGCAAGCAAUCUCAACAAAAUUGCCCAUCGUGAGUGGAUGUUACAUGAACAGCAGCAGCGGCAUUGCUCGCACAUUUGUAGCCAGUCAGGCGUUGAGAGAAAAGCACGAGUGUCAAGUACUGAUUGUCGGUGGUGGUUCCGGCGGAUGCGCACUCGCAGCAAAAUUAUCAUCAAAAUUGGGAAAGCACAAAGUAACCGUUGUGGAGCCUGCCGAGCAACACUACUACCAACCAAUGUUCACUCUUAUUGGCGGCGGCAUGAAACGACUGGAACAGUCUUAUAGGCCUAUGGCAGAAGUGCUGCCAAAAAAUAUUAACUGGAUUAAAUCGGAAGCAGUGGAAUUUGAUCCUAAAAAUAAUACAGUGAAAACGGCAAAUGGUACUAAUAUCAAAUAUGAUAUGCUUCUCUUGGCAACUGGCUUACAAUUAAACUAUGAGAAGAUCCCCGGCUUAGUGGAAGCACUAUCCAUACCAAAUGGCAAAGUUUGUUCAAAUUACUCACCCAAAUAUGUUGAUCGCACCUAUGCGUGUCUGCAAAACAUACAGGAAGGCAAUGCCAUUUUCACGUUCCCGGCAUCACCCGUCAAAUGUCCGGGUGCGCCACAGAAGAUUGUCUACAUCGCUGAGCACUAUUUCCGUAAGCUUGGCAAGCGCAACAAGAUUACGGUUACGUACAACACAUCGUUGCCCGUAAUUUUCGGCGUGAAACACUAUGCCGACGCGCUGUGGAAAGUCGUCGAAAAACGAGACAUCAAAGUGAACUUGCUUCGCAACUUGAUUGAAGUGCGGCCUAAUGAAGAUGUGGCUGUAUUUCAAAAUCUCGACAAACCGGAGGAGAUAUUCGAGGAAAAGUUCGCCAUGUUACAUGUCACGCCACCGAUGAGCACACCAACUGUAUUGGCACAGUGCAAGGAAUUGGUGAAUGCGGCUGGCUUCGUUGAUGUGGACAAAUCAACGCUACAACAUCUGCGCUACAAGAAUGUCUUUGCUAUCGGCGAUUGCUCGGCUUCACCCAACUCAAAGACUGCCGCAUCAGCAGCAGCACAAUCGCCUGUUGUAUAUCGCAAUAUGUUGGCUCAGCUGAAGGGAAAGGAACUGAAGAGCAUCUACGAUGGUUACGCUUCCUGUCCACUCGUCACUGGCUAUCACAGCUGUAUUUUGGCUGAAUUCGAUUAUGAUUUGAAACCAUUGGAAACAUUCCCGUUUGCACAGAAUAAGGAACGCUAUUCAAUGUUCUUUUUGAAAAAGGCCUUAAUGCCUACACUUUACUGGAAAGUCAUGUUAAAUGGCCAUUGGAAUGGGCCAGCGCUAAUGCGUAAAGUUUUAUCUGUAUUGAAGUUCGAGAAGAAGGUGAAUGCAUAGAGGCAGUUUGCGAAAAAAAACAAUGCAAAAGUGUUUUUACAGUAAAUUAUGCUGCUUAAGAAGUACAAAAAUACAGCACUGACAAAAAGAAACGAGGACAAGAGCGCAAGAUGACAUUCGAGUUGCAACUUUUUUCAAAAUUUGAUCAAAAAGAAGUGAUCAUGCAAAUAUUUUGUGAUACAUACAUAAAACAUUUUUACUGUAAAAAAGUAAAAGACAUAAAAU